Molecule: messenger RNA, 282 nt
Organism: Caenorhabditis angaria
Lineage: Eukaryota; Metazoa; Nematoda; Chromadorea; Rhabditida; Rhabditidae
Source: the annotation of a GenBank genome assembly
AUGGUGCUCACUUUGAAGAAGCUCGCCCAAAUUCAAACGAUGCGCUUCUUCUUGAUGCGAUGCCAUGCAAGUCGAUAUGGAAAUGCCUUGCCGUUCCAGAGAGAUAAUUUUGAUUUAGCUGUUGCUUUCCUUGUUGUUAUGGAAUGCGGAAAUGAUGCAGAAUUCAACCGAUUCUGCGAGCAGUAUCGAUUGAUUAUGCAAAGCAUUCAAAGAAUCAAUCCUCAUCUCAACAUUCCUCAAUUGACCAGAUGGAACGAAUUUGAUUCUAAUACGUUGCCGUAA